AUGUCGUGCAUGACAUCUCUCUCCUUCAGCAAUGUCGGCGUGCUUCGCCGAACUGCGGCGCACCCUGGACCGUUCCCACUGUCCCCCACGUACGUGGAGCUGACACCCGGCGUGUACCUCGUUGCCUCAGUGAACACGGCUAGGGAUCAAUGCACGCUGGAGCUCCUCGUUGGCGGCGUCGCUGCAGCCCCGACCUCCCCAACCGCCGCUUCCACUCACCAAACAACAACGUUGGAUAACCAGAAGACGUUAGAUGCUAUUCGAAAAACGUUCCGUUCGCCGAUUGUUCUGCAAAUACUCAAGGAAGAGGGGGCCAUCACAGCUAUCGAGUUUGCCCGGGACUGGAGGAAAUUGCCAGGUGGUAGAGAGCAGCCGCUUGGGUGGAGACGGUCCUUAGGCUCGUUUUAUGUGCAUCUGUUCAUUGGUACAUCUAACGGUACGGUAUUCAUAUGUAAUGCGCUGCGUGGAACAAUCAUGGCGGUGGCGCAGUUUCAGUACCACGGAGACUUUGCUCAGGAACGUCCUGAAUCUUCCCGAAUGAUUCCAUCGGCAAGCCGUCACACCAAUGAGGCGGUGGUUCGAUUUGCUGUCCACGCCACGGGACCAAUGACGCGGCUCAACCCUAACGUCACACAAAGCGUGGCUGCUGCGCAGGCGGGGACCCUGCAUGCUGUGUGCGUUGUACAUAGUAAGGGGAGGGUUGUGAUGCUUGGUAGGGCCGUGCUUGAUAUUUUUCUCUCCAAGGCGGAGCAGCGACUCGAUGGGAAGCGACCGUACAUAUUUCUCGAAUGGUCGCCUGGUAGCAGCGUAAGCUCGUUUCCAGUUGCAGGGCCUGCAGUUGAAUUUGCUUCACAGGUAGAGAGUGUCUUCAUCAUGAAAGAGGAGAAUCGAUACUCUGUCGUGGAGCUACAGACGCGGAAGACGGCGUCUACUGAGAUUGAACGCCGCAUCAAUGACGCUGCCUUCUUCUUAAGCAGCCGAGGUGACACCACAGAAGUUCUCCGUAACGGCCCACAAGCCGUGGAGUCGCUUUUCUUGUGUGGCGAGACACCAGCAUGCGUGAUGUACACAUUUGAAAGCGAGCGCGCUGCGUUUUCUGCGCGACAAACCGUACGGGCUGUGAUGUCGUUAAUAGGUGGGAUGACGCGACGAAUCUGGCGGGGAUCUGCUGAAGAGGAAGAGGCACAGGUAGUGAACCCAAAGCACAUUGCCAAGAAGCCACAGAGUACCAAGGAUGCCUUCUUAGAGGCUGAUAUUGUAUUCAAUGUGGUGCAGGUAGAUCCAACUUCCCAAUGGGCUGCCUGCUACAGUGAAGGCGCUGGUCGCAUUUACCUGUAUGACCUAAGGGGUGGCGUGGUGUGGCGGGUAAUGAAAGGCUGCCGCUCUGCAGAGUUCCAUUGGCAGAUGGCAACCAUCAAGGGGAAACGUAUGCUGCUUCUCGUCGUGCAUCUGCUUCUUCGGCAUGCAGUGGAGGUGUACUCACUGCGCUUGGGGCGGCGCGUGGCAGCACGACACGUCCCUCACGGGUCCAUUUUACUUCGUCCGGACUCAUCUUUGUUGCUGUCAUCAUCAUCAUCGUCGUCUUCAUCAUCAUCAUCAUCAUCAUCAUCAUUCGCAUCGUCUGUGUUGCUGCUCUGCCCCUCCGGUCAGGUGGUGCGAAUACAGAUGGAACUGGAUAGUUAUGAAGAAGGCUCCCCUUCUUCAGGUACACCACCGCACGUUUCACAAGCCUCAGUGGCAAAUGGCGAGCGGCCCUCCACUGGUGCGGCACGCGGGAGCGGGAGACGAAUGAUGCCGCAUGAAAUUCUUAUGGCUUCGCUUCGUCUUCCACUGCCGAUACCUGUCACAGACGACCACCUCUUUGCGACGUUUUGCUCACAGAUGGAGGGGUUUGCCAAUACCAUCAGGUCUGACUUCUCGCCGGGAGUUUCCGAUGACCGCUGCCUUCCAAUGGGGGUGGCAACAAGAGUAGAAAAUGUUCCUUGUGACGUAACUGCGGCACAGUGCCUCAAUUAUGUGGAGCUGCGACUUGCCUGCGUGGUAAAUUACCGUCGCGCUAUGAUUGGUGGUAAAGCACCACCAUCCCACGUAAGUUUGUUGACAUGGAGCGUUGAUGCUUCCCCUUCUUCUAAUGAAGGGCAACCCCAAACCUUACUUGAGCGAGCGGUGCAUGUGGUGACAACGACGCUUCUCACUGAGAACGAUGGAGAGUUCAGAAACCUUACCGAGAAUGUGGUGCCCUCUUUAAAACAGCUCAUGGGGGAGCACAAUGAUGGUGCAUUGGCAAAGAACUGCACGGAAGUCGCCCCUAUUGCUCUUGAUGUCUUCUUAACCCUGUUCCACAGUGGGGGGUAUAAAUUACAGUUUCUGCGGGAGUCAGUGCAACAGCACGAAUUCAGGAACUCGGCAACAGAUGAUAUAUGGUCUCAAAUCGGAGCCGUGUUUUACGGCCGUGGUCGCGGCAUUGGCUGCUUGCCACAACAGUUGGAGAUAUUUGGCAUGCUGGGAUUUCAAACCGUGGAUGUUGUUGUGACUUCCUUGUGUUGGUUGUGUCGAUCUUUCACGUAUUCACCGACGUCGGCUUGCUUAGGUUCACUUUCAGACCUCGUGUACUUGUUAAGUAUGUGCUCUGAUUCGGUGUUCAUUACUGGAGUUGAACACAUUGUGUCUCUGAGGAGUGAAAAAGCUGACAACCACUGGCGUGUGGAAGCUUGUGUACUUUUGAUGAUUUUCUGCAUGAUUGUCCGUCAGGGAGUGAAGCCGGUUGACCAGGCCCACCGUAGUCGCUAUGUGCGCCUGUUGCAGCAGUUGCUAGCGCUGUGCAAUAUACUACAUCGCUGUGAAAGUUCGUUUCUGCGGUAUGCAUCUCCUUCCCCGAGGUGUGGAUGCCAAACAAUACGAAUUGGUGGGCUACUACCACAUAAGAAUGGAGACACACUAAACGUGUACUUUUUCAAGUUAUACUCUCCUCCUCUUGCUGCGAUUCUGUGCGAAAACAUCAUUGGCAACGAUGAUCUCAAAAGUGCACUGGCUGGGGUGGACAUGGUGAUGCUACUAAAAUUGCUUUUUAUUCGUGAUGGCAGUCUCGAUUGGACUUUGGAAACACCAUGGUACAAGGAUGGGACCUGGAAUCAUGUCGAAUUCUCACGCAUCGUAUUGCAGCCUCUUAAUACAGCUGCUGCUGCGUUUUUGGUAGAGACACCGCAAGGGGAGCAUUGGGUUCACACAGCCACACCACAGCAGCAGGCGGGACUAUGCACAUUGCUCAUGACUGCGUUGAUAGUUCUUGAGCGAGAGCUUGCACCUCUGCGGGAGGAACCACUACCGUUCUUGCAAAAGUGUGCGUCACCGGACGCCAACUUAUUUGAAGUGGGCGAUAGAUCUUUAAAUGAUCGGGUGAGACACCCCAAAGGGAGCCGCUCUACGCGGGACUACUUCAAUGGCUGUCGGAAGCUGUUAUCUUUGACUCAGCAAAUGAUCCUGCAACUAAUAGGAGCGUCUGACAGUGGUAGUUGUGAGCGAAUAACUCUGGCAACGCUUCAGUUGAUGUCGUACGACGACGCUGCCAUAUUUCAACUUGUACCCUCCAUGCUUCGUCUCGAAUUAAAGGGUUUUGUGGAACUACUUCCGAAGAACCUUGAAGUAUUUCUCCAACGUAUUCGGGAGGCAAGCUCCUUUAUGGAUAUCGUCAUGUUCCUUGCCUUCACGGGAGCUGGCGCCAUUAACCUCUUGUCUGCGCCGGCGUCACUGUCGAUUCCAUGGGCCUCAAUGUAUGAGGCGAGGGAGACUAUGCUGUGCUUGUUGCCAAGUGCCAUGACCACAACGGAGUUAGGUGAUGAAAUAAAUGAAACCAGGAUGAUAGCGCGGAGUGCCUUUUUAAAGGAGUUUGUCGUUGCAAACAUCCUGAACACACACAAAGAAGGGCACGAUAAACUCACUGAAAAACUAUCUAUCUUGUUGGGUCUGAGUGACAUCAUUGGUGAUAUGCCACAGCUCGUCCUGCUAGACGCCGCGGCGAGGCAGCUCGCUCCAAAUGAUGAAGUGAACCGACUGCUGAACAGUGUGACAAGUCGACAUCUCGCUGCUCGCAGCGCAGCAGCGAACUUCCGAAUCAUUAUCGCCUGCUGCUUUAAGUACUACGCCGAUGUGAAGAGGGAGAUACCGAAGGACAACCGUCGUGAGGUGCAGCGGGUUGCGCUGAAGCUUCAGAGCAUGGGGGGCGCCAUGUCAGAGGAGUGCCGGCACUGGAUACGGUCCAUCGGCGUGAGGAGGGGUACGAGCGCCGACGAAGGGUGGGAUGAAGAGGAGAAGGAAAAGGGGGGGACACGGUUACUUGAACAUCGACUGGUGUCACACUCGAGCUGGUACACACCACAUGAUAUCAGUGUGGCUGAGCGGAAGGUUUGCGAACGACUGAAGCUGCAGCGCCCCUCAGCAGAGGUGCUCGACUUCAACGCGCUUCUCCUCACGUUGGCACGUGCCGCCGCGGAGGGGAAAUCGUCGCUUCCGAGUAGGCUACGCCGCAUUGCUGCAGAGCUUCCAUCCGUUGCAACUUCACUCAACGCAGUGCUCUAG
Trypanosoma grayi is the source of this 4575-nucleotide messenger RNA. RefSeq lists its product as hypothetical. Gene Ontology annotation, biological process: regulation of GTPase activity. The transcript has a single exon. Lineage: Eukaryota; Euglenozoa; Kinetoplastea; Trypanosomatida; Trypanosomatidae. The record is from RefSeq and is a predicted model, not a curated record. Bases 1 to 4575 code for a protein of 1524 amino acids.